Phytophthora sojae is the source of this 618-nucleotide messenger RNA. RefSeq lists its product as hypothetical. The transcript is spliced from 2 exons. The record is from RefSeq and is a predicted model, not a curated record. The annotation marks the transcript as partial. Lineage: Eukaryota; Oomycota; Peronosporomycetes; Peronosporales; Peronosporaceae.
UGUUCACACGGAAACAAGCCGCGAUCACGCAGUAGUGGUGUCCGACAGCAUCGCACCGUUCGUUACACUGGUUGUACAGCCAAAGUGCACGCCUUACUGGCGAGGUUAGGCAAGCGAUACUACAUCCAUGUUCGUUCCAGUGGUUGCCAUAACCACAACGUGGACGGAAAUGUAUGGAACUACUAUGCUGAGAACCGGACAAUUCAUGAUCCAGCGAUUCUCGCCACAAUGUCCGACAUGGCUUCGGCUGGGGCCACGCCAAAGGGGAUACUUGCAUGGUUUCGGAAGAAGACAGAGAAGAAGACUAAGCUCAAGGACGUGCACAACAUGCUCCAGGACCUAAAGAAAGCUGACAAACGGAAUAUGUCGGACGUGAAGCGAACGGAAAGUAUUCUGGAAGAGUUCACAAGUGAGCAUGAAGGCAACACGGCGCAGAUAUUUGUCGACAAGGCGAGAGGCGUGGAUGUAGCUGUGACGCUUCAAUCCGCCGGGAUGAAGCGAUUGUUUGCAGCAUUUCCUGAAGUUCUGAUGGUGGAUAGUACCCAUGACACCAACUGCAAUGGCUACAAGCUUUUUAGCUUUAUCGUGCAUGACUGCUUUGGAAAGGUAAACGAAUAA